AUGCUAGGCUCGUCGGCACAAGCCGUUGAGAUACCAUCGGCCAUAAGAACACAUAAAAUCCCCGGACCUAGGCAAACACAAGCGAAGUACGGUGGUCGUCAUACCGUAGUCGCACUACCUGGAGACGGUAUUGGACCGGAAAUGAUGCAGCAUAUCCAGGCCAUAUUCAAACAUAGUCAUGCUCCGAUAAACUUCGAAACCGUCCAGGUUAAUUCUGAAUUAGUGGAAGGAGAUAUGGAUAUUGCAAUAAUGGCUAUACAAAGAAAUGGUGUUGCUAUUAAGGGUAAUAUUGAGACAAAGCAUGAUCAUCCCGACUUCAAGUCAAGAAAUGUGGAACUUCGCUCCAGACUCGAUCUGUAUGCGAACAUUCUGCACUGCGUCACUAUUCCAACCAUACCAACAAGGCACAAGGAUAUUGACAUCGUUUUGAUCCGAGAGAACACCGAAGGCGAGUACUCGGGCCUGGAACAUGAGACUCUUCCAGGAAUUGUGGAGAGUAUCAAGAUAGUCACUCAACCAUGCAUCCAGAGAAUCGCACGCAUGGCGCUUGAAUACGCUUCAAUUAACAAGCGAAAGAAGGUCACCGCUGUACAUAAGGCUAAUAUCCAGAAACUUGGCGAUGGGCUCUUCCUACAGGUGGUAAAAGAUAUGGCAAAGGCUGAGUAUCCUCAGAUUGAAUUCGAAGCAAUGAUAGUCGACAACGCCUGCAUGCAACUGGUAUCCAAACCUCAACAAUUUGACGUGAUGGUGAUGCCUAACCUCUACGGAAAUAUCAUCUCAAACAUUGCGUGUGGUUUGGUUGGAGGUCCUGGCUUGGUUUCCGGAAUGAACAUCGGCGAGAAAUAUGCAGUUUUUGAGACGGGAACUCGAAACACUGGGACAUCUUUGGCUGGGAAAGAUCUCGCUAAUCCAACGGCAUUCAUUAGAGCUAGCGUUGAUAUGCUCAGGUAUCUUGGUUGUCACUACCACGCAAACUUGAUCUCGGAUGCCUUAUGGAAAGCGUUAGUGGAUCAGAGAGCACAUACUAGAGACAUUGGAGGCACUCGUAAGACGUCUGAAGUGGUGCACAUGACGUUGGAAAAUAUCAGCAAAAUGAGGCGACAUUGA
Messenger RNA from Necator americanus (New World hookworm), 1107 nucleotides. RefSeq lists its product as uncharacterized. Gene Ontology annotation, molecular function: magnesium ion binding; NAD binding; oxidoreductase activity, acting on the CH-OH group of donors, NAD or NADP as acceptor. The record is from RefSeq and is a predicted model, not a curated record. The transcript has 11 exons. Gene Ontology annotation, cellular component: mitochondrion. Gene Ontology annotation, biological process: tricarboxylic acid cycle; isocitrate metabolic process. Bases 1 to 1107 code for a protein of 368 amino acids. NCBI's taxonomy places the organism in Eukaryota, Metazoa, Nematoda, Chromadorea, Rhabditida, Ancylostomatidae.